AAGUGACCAAUUAGCUGAUCUUUUUCGACGACUGGCCUGGCCGGGCUCGACUUAUGCACGUCUAUAAAUGAGUGCCCUGCCCAAGCAGCAGCAGGAUCCAGAACACCUACUGCAAAGCCUCUCCAACUAGCCACAGCUGACCACACAUAGUACAUGCGUAUAACUUGAGCCAGCCAGCCAAAGCAACGAUUAUGGCGUCCAUGGCGAGAGCUGCCCGCCUCCUGCUGGUCGCGCUGCUGGUCGUCUCCGCGGCGGUCACCGGCUGCCAUGGCUACAGCAUCGGUGGACCGGGGUUAAUCCCCGAACCACGGAGCGGGCGUGGAAGACCCUAUGAUCCUUUAUGCCGCGGACUGCGAUGCCGGACGCUGCCGCCACGCGGCCGCGGUGGCGCACCCUACCCCUAUGGCGGUCCUCCUCCCCCUCCCCCUCCCCCGGACAACGGAGGACAGCCUUGAUGCUUGGCAUGCAUGCAAGAAAGCUACGACCUCUCACCGAACUGAUACUAAUACAUGGAAUAAGACUUAAGUUUGGUGUUUUCCCUGAUACGGGUCAUGUAUACAUGGAAUAAGAAAGCUAUUACAUGGAAUAAGACUUGAGAGUGGUUUUUCUA
Molecule: messenger RNA, 610 nt
Organism: Aegilops tauschii subsp. strangulata
Lineage: Eukaryota; Viridiplantae; Streptophyta; Magnoliopsida; Poales; Poaceae
Source: RefSeq, a predicted model, not a curated record